CAGCCCCAUCGUUCAAGGCGACCCGAAACGUUCUCAUCUUCCUUUCCAUCCAAACCCUCCCCCGCCUCCGUGUGUUCGUCGCUAUGGAAGUUGGCUCACUUCCUUCCGCCUAGCCGGCGAGCCGUCGAUCACCUCCAUCCCUUCCCCCCAUGGCGCAGGCCUUUGUCCGUUCUAUUUCGGGCAAACACCGGAGCGCCCUUCCUUUUCUCUCCAUUCGAUCAAACCUCGCGAAGUUGUCCCGGACUCCAAGAAAUGGCGAUCCGCUUCCGGCCCUUCUUGGUAAUCUCGGAGAUUCAGGGCGCUCUCGGAAUUUCUCCACUGGAUUGCCCCGAACGCCGUGGCUAUUCCGACCGUUCGCCGGUUUCUGUGGAAUUCCGAGCUUGGGCCACGACCUGAAAGGUGCUCCCUUGCCGGAUCCUCCUCCCGAGAAGGUCAAGAACAAGAAGGCCCGGAAGAAGUCCAGGGUGGACUUCAUCAAGGUCGACCCGGCGCUGCUCCCGACCGUGAUUCUUGUCGGCCGCCCCAACGUCGGCAAGUCUGCCCUCUUCAACCGUUUAAUACGGAGGAGGGAGGCUCUUGUUUACAACACUCCUGGCGACCACGUCACCCGGGACAUACGGGAAGGCAUCGCCAAGUUGGGAGAUUUGAGGUUUCGCGUGUUGGAUUCUGCCGGCCUGGAGACAGCAGCGACUUCGGGGAGUAUUCUUAGCAGGACGGCGGAUAUGACAGGGAAUGUCCUUGCAAGAUCCCAGUUUGCCAUCUUUUUGAUCGACGUGAGGGAGGGACUGCUGCCACUUGAUCGUGAAGUUGGGCAGUGGCUGCGUAAGCAUGCAUCUGGAAUCCAUACCAUUGUGGCGAUGAAUAAGUCUGAGUCACUGGAUGAUCAAGGUCUUCUUACCUCAGAGGCAGGGGAAGCCCAUGCCCUAGGAUUUGGUGAUCCGAUUGCCAUAUCUGCAGAGACUGGAUUUGGUAUGGCGGAGCUGUAUGAGACCCUUCGCCCAUUGUUUGAGGACUAUAUUCUUCGACUUCCUAAUGAUGACCAUAUCCGAGAUGAUACUUCUUCGAAGACUGAGGAGAGUGAUGAAAGCAAAUUACCUUUGCAGCUUGCAAUUGUUGGACGUCCAAAUGUUGGAAAGUCUACUCUGCUAAAUGCCUUAUUACAGGAGGAAAGAGUUCUGGUUGGGCCAGAGGCUGGCUUGACAAGGGACUCCAUUAGAGCUCAGUUCCAAUUUGAAGAGCGGACUAUAUAUUUGGUGGACACUGCAGGUUGGUUACACAGAGCAGGGCAAGAGAAGGGGCCAGCAUCCUUAAGUGUUGUGCAGUCAAGGAAAAACCUCAUGAGGGCUCACGUUGUGGCUUUAGUGCUGGACGGAGAAGAGAUUGCAAAAGCUAAGAGUAGUAUGAAACAUGCUGAAGUAGUUAUAGCGCGACAAGCAAUAGAAGAAGGCCGUGGCCUUGUUGUGAUUGUUAACAAGAUGGAUCUUCUUAGAGGAAGAAAAAAUUCAUCAUUACAUGAGAAAGUUAUGAAGGCUGUUCCUCAAGAAAUCCAGACUGUUAUACCUCAGGUCACGGGCAUACCAGUUGUAUUUGUUUCAGCUUUGGAGGGAAAGGGCCGGAUAGCUGUCAUGCGUCAGGUUGUGGAUAUCUACCGAAAAUGGUGUUUGAGAUUGCCAACAGCACGCCUAAAUCGUUGGUUGCGAAAGGUUAUGAGCAGGCAUUCCUGGAAAGAUCAAGCAACGCAACCCAAAAUAAAGUACUUCACUCAGGUUAAAGCUCGCCCACCAACAUUUGUUGCAUUCUUGAGUGGGAAGGCGCAGCUUUCAGAUACUGAUAUGAGAUUCUUGAUGAAGUCUCUGAAGGAAGAUUUUGAUCUUGGUGGUAUUCCAAUCCGCAUCAUGCAGCGGUCUGUCCCUAGAAAAGUAGUUGGCAGCAAGAGUAGUAAAAACCUGUCUGUUAAGUUGAAUGUGAGAGCUCGAUCAGACAAAAGAAACGUAACUUCAGAGCCUGCUUCAUCUUAGUUGAUCCUGCUACAAGCGAUGACCAGGAGUAGUAUGCUGCUGAUGAUUUAUCGAGAUAUAUUUGCUGUCAAGGAAAGGGGCUUUAUGUGUACUUACCCUGCCUAGAGAGACCUCGUAUCCAAUUUAGUGUCUCGGCUUGGCAGUUGACCAGUGUUUUACAACUGAGGGAUGAGAACCGGUUAGCAUUCAAAGCCCGUCCUGAAGGUAUGGUGAAUCCAUGCUAAUACACCUGGUGGAAUCGCUAUCUUAAAAGAUGGCAAGUGAUCACGUUAGAUGAAUCUUUUCCAGGGAAGAAGCAAUGCCUGAUGGUGUAAUCAGCUUCUUCUAGGUUCUCAAAUAAAAACUUACCAGGUAUAUGUCCUUGGGUGGUGAAAACCUCUUGACAAUCCACAUUGAUUUUUUUUUUUUUGCUCUACAUGCAAAAAUUUAGCAGGUUGGCAUAAUGGUUCAUAAAUGUUUCAUAGUGUAUUUAAUUUGUUACUUCUCUCUAGCUGGACUUCUUUUGUUUAUGAAGCAUCAGAUGACUAUUUGAAUGGA
This is a messenger RNA of Phoenix dactylifera (date palm), 2555 nucleotides long. RefSeq names its product GTP-binding protein. Gene Ontology annotation, molecular function: GTP binding. Lineage: Eukaryota; Viridiplantae; Streptophyta; Magnoliopsida; Arecales; Arecaceae. The record is from RefSeq and is a predicted model, not a curated record.